Molecule: messenger RNA, 1673 nt
Organism: Drosophila mojavensis
Lineage: Eukaryota; Metazoa; Arthropoda; Insecta; Diptera; Drosophilidae
Exons: 4
Coding region: 86-1441 (451 amino acids)
Biological process (GO): lipid metabolic process
Molecular function (GO): phosphoric diester hydrolase activity
Source: RefSeq, a predicted model, not a curated record
GACUCGUCUCAUUUUCAAUUCAUCGCCAGAACUCGAGCAAUCAAGACGCAAGGAAAAUUCAGUGUCGAUUCUGUUGCAGUGGAAAAUGUGGAAAAUUGUGUUAUUUGCGCUGCAUUUGCAGCUGUUGGUGGCACCGCUCUCAGCUAGUUGUCCCAUUUUCCUAACUAUUUCGCUGUCGGGCAAAUCGCUGACCGACGCCUGCUUGGAGAUUAAUUGGGGACCCGAUUGCUAUGCACCGCCCGAGUGGGUGGGCAUCUAUCGUCAGGAUCCGUCCGUGUCGAACUUUCAGCCAGAGCUGCGCAUCGACGGCAUACGAAAUCGGACGGGCAAACGACUGACGCCCAUUAAGCUGGGCAAGCUGCAGUUUCCAGGCGGCUGGAAUCGGCCCACGGCCCGACAAACCACGGCCACCAAGUACCCGAAGGGCAAGUGUUUGCCCUACUACGUGGCCAGCUACAAUGGCAACGAGCUGCUGACUAUCGAUUGCCUGAAGAUCCAGCCCAAUUGGCUGGCCCACCUCAAGGACGCGGCGAACAUGCCGCUAAAGCAGCUCUUUCUGCCAGGCACACACGCCUCCGGCGCCUACAUCACCAACUACAGCAAGACCAAGUCGCUGCUGAUCAAGGACUACCUGGUCGCUCAGCACUUCGAUGUGUGGUCGCAGCUGGUCUUUGGCAUUCGCUAUCUGGAUCUGAGCGUGGGCUAUCGCUAUAGCGCUGACAGCGGCAGCGAAUCGGAGAACUUCUGGGUAGUCAACGAGAACAUGUUCAUCAAUCCGGUGAUCGAUGUGCUACGCGACGUGCGUCGCUUUGUUGAGCUCUCGAAUGAGAUAGUCGUGCUGGACUUCAGUUCGUUUCCCAUUGGCUUCUACAAGCACCCGGAGAUCUACAGCAGCCUCUACCAUCUCAUCCGGCAGGAGCUGGGCCAGGUGAUCUACGAGCGGAACGUGAGCAGCAAUGAACAUUGCGCGAAUCGCAGCUUCAAUGAUCUGCGUGUGCUCGGCCGGCAGGUGUUGCUGCUGUUUCCCACAGAGGAGCUGCCACAUCCAGAGAAUGAAUCCGUGCUGCUCUGCCCGCCCUGGCAGCGCUUCAGCACCAGCUACAUGAACAUGUCCCAAACCCUGGACUAUAUGCGUCUGCUGUUCAGCCGGAAGCCGGACUCCCCUGUGCAGGACGAUGGCUGGAUAUUCCAUGCAGUGAUGAGCAUUGAGCAGGCGCUCAACUCCCACAAAUUGCAAACGGCCAAGGAGCGAGCCGCUGUCAUCAAUCCGAAGGUAAAUCAAUGGCUCAACGGACCUUGGGGUCUGAAUGCGAAUGUCGUUGCCAUGGAUUACUUCAGCAACACCAACCUCAUCGACGUGGCCAUACAUGCCAAUGUGCACAAGGCCUUCCUUGCGGCCAAUGACAAAUUUGUCAAUCUGGAAAUAUUGAGUCGACGCUAGAAAUUUGACUUCUUUAUUUCUUUUUUAUUCAAUGAAACAGAGUAUAGGCAAUGUAUCAUCUGUUUCCAAGUAGUUGGCAAUGCGUUGCAUUUAGUCAGUGCACCCACCAAGCAGUUCACCAAGCAGUACACUACAUAUCUAAAAUAAAGCAGUGCCCGUGUUAAAUCAAUUCGUAGAAUAAAAUGAAGUAAAAAUACGUUGGUCAGAAAAAUAUAUAUAUCGCAUAAUUAUA